Mobula hypostoma (lesser devil ray) is the source of this 2179-nucleotide messenger RNA. Its product is annotated as keratin, type I cytoskeletal 50 kDa-like. Gene Ontology annotation, molecular function: structural molecule activity. The record is from RefSeq and is a predicted model, not a curated record. The coding region runs from base 84 to 1364 and encodes 426 amino acids. Gene Ontology annotation, cellular component: cytoskeleton. The transcript is spliced from 10 exons. NCBI's taxonomy places the organism in Eukaryota, Metazoa, Chordata, Chondrichthyes, Myliobatiformes, Myliobatidae.
GGCGCCGGCUACUGUGCUCCCUGGGCGAAGCUUAGAUCUCGCACCGCUGUCUUCUUGACAAUCAGCCGACGACCGAUAGCGCCAUGGCCUCACGAAGCUCUCGAGAUUUCGCCUACAGCAACAGGAGCAGAAGUUUGUACGGUGUUCUGCGAAGCCCGGCCGUCACGAGUUUCUCGGCGCAGAGCUACGGCUCCAGGCCACAAGCCAGCAUCUCCUCGCUGGGGUAUGGGCGAGGGGCUUCAGUCCUGCUGGGCCCCAGAGCCGGAGUUGGAAUUGGCUCAGCUCUCGGCUCCAGCUCCUUCUCCAUCAUGUCCGGCGGCUGUGUCACCAGCAACGAGAAGGAUGUCAUGCAGAACCUGAACGACCGGCUCAGCAAGUAUCUGGAUAAGGUCCAGAUGCUGGAGUCGUGCAACGAGGACCUCGAGAAACAGAUCAGUGAGUUGUCUUCAACUAAUACCGUCCAAGGAUUCGACUGGUCCGUUUACAACAGCACAAUCAAGCCUCUACAGCAACAGAUCGCCAGUGCCAUUAUGGACAACGCUCGCAUUGCCCUGGAGACUGACAAUGCCAAGCUGGCUGCUGAAGACUUCAGGAACAAGUGGCAGGCAGAACAGAUGCUGAGGCAGUCUGUGGAGGGUGAUAUCGGUGGCCUGCACCAUCUGAAGGAGACCUACCUGCAGCUACGGGACAGCCUGAGCUAUGACAUCGCUGGGCUGGAGGACGAGAUUGCUUUCCUGAAGAAGAAUCACGCUGAGGAGCUGAAACUGCUGCAGCAACAGAGGACCCAAGAGGUUCAUGUUGAGGUGGACUCUGCUCCGGCCGUUGACCUGAAUGUAGCCCUGGCAGAGCUCCGGGAGAAGUACACCACCCUCGCUGACAAUAACCAGGCAGAGCUGGAUAAGUGGUACCGUGAGCAGCUCUCGGUUAAAGAAGUACAGGUGACUCAGAAUGACCGGGCUCUCACCAGUAUUAAAACUGAGCAGUCUCAACUGCGAAGUAAUUUGCAAGCUCUCGAAGCUGAAUACAGUGGCUUACUCGGAAACGUGACUGCACUGGAGAACACGCUGGCUGACACUGAGGACUCAUAUGUCAAUCAGCUUCAGAGUUUACAGUUCAGAAUUCGGCAGCUAGAGGGUGAGCUGGCAAGUAUCCGAAAUGAUCUGCUGAAGCAGAACAGUGAAUAUAACAGGCUCCUUGACAUCAAGAUGAAGCUGGAGGCCGAGAUCAACCAGUAUAAAAUCCUGCUGGACGGCGGUCAACAAAGCUUCAAUACUGCCGGAAUCUCAUCAAACAUCUCCUACUCCAUAACGCCACGGGUCCAUCUUCCUCUAUGCGCAAAACCAGAAUCACCACAGAAAGCGUGACAACUCGUAAUUAGGAGAAAUACAGCCUCCGGGGUGCCACCUGAUCAGUGCACUGAGACCCGAGACCUCCAUGUUCUGCUGGGCCUUCUGCUGGAAUCUCUAUGGUGUGCAAUCUCUGGCCAUCAGCUCUCCGCUUCUGUCCUCUACCCUCUGCUCAUCGUGUCCUGAUGCUGUAGCCACUCAUCAGCCACUCGCUUUCAACCAAAUCGUAUCAUUUCUGAAUGCAACCCUCGGGUUGCCAUGGAGACUCCCAUCAGUGACUUCACCUUCACAUGCUGCUGUGUAGUUAAUGCCAGUAAUCCACCAGCCCGACAACCACCAGAAAACCCCCACCAAGGCUACCCCGCCAACCCACAACCAUCAGCCUUACACUCACCAGAACCACACCCUUAACCCUACACCCACCAAUACAACAUCAACCAACACAACACACAAAAUCCAACACUCAUCAAGACUACUCAGAACAACGUGACACAUACCAAUACAGCACCCACCAGUCCUGUGCCAGCAACCCUAUAUCCACCAACUCUACACACAUACACCAUCCCAUCUAUCAAGCAUGCUGGUUGCCACUUCCUGCACUCAGACAGUCAGACCCUCAUCACCCUUGGGAUCCCAACCAUGACACGGGUGGUUGGCAUUAACCUAUCCCAUCCACCACCUGGUCUGAUAGUGUCACUGUUUGUGGGGAUGGGCUUCAUGUGAAUUCUCUCUGAGUGGGUCCGGCCCUGAAGCCCUGGUGGGAGCCUCAGGCAGCUCAAGUACUAAACAUCUUUGUGCACAGUUGCUGUAAAUCCAUCCAAUAAAUGCUCUCC